AAUUCUGGCAACCCUAAUGCAGUAAGCAACAAAAUAAUUAAAUGUUUUUUUUAUGAAAAAUGAAUAGUGAAAAAUCUAAAAUUAAUGCACAAGUGAAACAUGUGCCCAAGGAUGCCCAGGUGAUAAUGUCCAUACUGAAGGAGCUGAAUAUACAAGAGUAUGAGCCGCGCGUGGUCAAUCAAAUGCUGGAAUUCACUUUUCGGUACGUUACUUGCAUACUGGACGAUGCCAAAGUCUAUGCAAAUCAUGCACGGAAAAAGACCAUUGAUCUGGAAGAUGUACGCCUGGCCACUGAAAUGACAUUGGAUAAGAGUUUUACCGGGCCGCCAUCGCGUCACAUUCUGGCCAAAGUGGCUGAGAUACGCAAUGCCAUGCCCUUGCCGCCUAUUAAGCCCCAAUGCGGUCUACGUUUGCCGCCAGAUCGUUAUUGCCUGACCGGUGUCAACUAUAAGCUGAGGGCCACAAAUCAGCCAAAGAAAAUGACCAAAUCCGCUCUAGAGGGAGGACGCACACUGAAAACUGUGGUCAAGCCGGUCUCCAGUGCCAAUGGGCCGAAACGUCCACAUUCGGUUGUGUCCAAGCAACAGGUGGUGACCAUACCCAAGCCCGUGAUCAAGUUUACCACCACAACCAGCAGUAAAUCCAAUGCGGCAUCCUCCUCAGUAUCCUCUGCAUCCGCAUCAGCAGCCGCCGCCGCUGCUGUAGAAGUGAAACAUGAAAUCUCCUCGGUGGGCGACAUGAAAAUGGAGGUGGAUACCGAUGCAGUGGCUGUGGGGAGUAUCGCAAGCUCAGUUGGUGGUGCUAAUUCUGGAGGUGGUACGGCAGUUAAACGGGAACGCGAAGAGGAAGAAUUUGAUUUUGCAGCGAAUUGAGAUGAGACAUUUUUUGUUUAUUAUAAAUGGAAAAAAAAACAGCAGAAAUUUAAAUAAAUAUCUCCAACUUUUUAACGCAAGAA
This is a messenger RNA of Drosophila willistoni, 955 nucleotides long. It is a transcript of the gene Taf9, whose product is annotated as transcription initiation factor TFIID subunit 9. Gene Ontology annotation, biological process: DNA-templated transcription initiation; RNA polymerase II preinitiation complex assembly. Gene Ontology annotation, cellular component: transcription factor TFIID complex; SAGA complex. NCBI's taxonomy places the organism in Eukaryota, Metazoa, Arthropoda, Insecta, Diptera, Drosophilidae. Gene Ontology annotation, molecular function: transcription coactivator activity; RNA polymerase II general transcription initiation factor activity; protein heterodimerization activity. Bases 60 to 872 code for a protein of 270 amino acids. The transcript is spliced from 2 exons. The record is from RefSeq and is a predicted model, not a curated record.